AGCCUCGGUAUGUCAAACUUGACAUUUUGAUGAUAAAAAAUUUUUUGUUGUUUUUGGCAUUUGAAAAAUUCGGUCCGGGUUCGUUUUUAUUGUGCUCUUGACCUCAUACCGUCAUCUCUAUAAAUUAAAAUAAAAAUGACAAACUAUACUGAAGAUCAGAUGGCAGAAUUCCAAGAGGCUUUCCAGUUGUUCGACAACCGAGGUGACAACAAGAUCCAUGUGGCCCAAAUCGGUGAUGCACUGAGGGCGCUUGGUCAAAACCCUACGGAGUCAGAUGUCCAGAAGUACACCCAACAGUACAAACCCGACGAGAGGGUUUCGUUUGAAGUCUUUUUACCCAUUUAUCAACAAAUUUCAAAAACUCGAAGUGCCGACACUGCCGAUGACUUCAUCGAGGGUCUCCGUCAUUUCGAUAAGGACGGAAACGGUUAUAUUAGUGCCGCGGAACUGCGCCACCUGUUGACCACUCUAGGAGAAAAAUUGACCGACGAUGAGGUUGGCGAGCUGCUUCAGGGCCAAGAGGAUUCCCAAGGAAACGUGAAUUACGAAGAGUUUGUGAAAUUAGUCAUGUCCGGUUAGCGAUAGAACAGCGGGAACCUCGCUAAUAUUUAACUUAUUAGUCCUAAAAACGUGGGUUUUAUAAUAUUAUAAUCAAAACGGCGAUUUUCCAAUUAUUAUAUUUAUUGUAAAUUAGAGCAUUUAUUUCUAAAAAGUGGUGGUGCCUUCAUUCCAGUUUUGUACCCUUUAUUUAUAUUGUCAGUUACAAUAUACUUUUUUUUAUUUCA
Messenger RNA from Anthonomus grandis grandis, 785 nucleotides. It is a transcript of the gene Mlc-c, whose product is annotated as myosin-2 essential light chain. Gene Ontology annotation, molecular function: calcium ion binding; myosin heavy chain binding. Gene Ontology annotation, cellular component: myosin II complex. The record is from RefSeq and is a predicted model, not a curated record. The transcript has 5 exons. Bases 136 to 579 code for a protein of 147 amino acids. NCBI's taxonomy places the organism in Eukaryota, Metazoa, Arthropoda, Insecta, Coleoptera, Curculionidae.